AUGUCAGACGAGGCAGACCCUUCCUUGGACGACGGGUUCGAUGAUGCCAAUAUUCCCACAGGGUCCGGUGACGCAGGUCAUGACAACAAGCACCCAAUGGUUGCCGGGCAAGACGAGGAACCAAUUAUAAAUGGAGCUGGAAGCAGACUGAAUGAAAAUUGCAGAUUAAUGGUUGGAGAUACCCCAGCUGGAGAAUUCCAGGGAGAAGCAUUCGCUAGUUCUGGUAGUUUUUCUGCGGCCAGCUUUCGUACCGAUAAUCAGCUUCUGGCAUCGGCUGACCUCCCAGAAGCCAAGCUGCUGGACAAGGCAGAAGUGAGAAAAUCAAUCCUGAAAGGCAGAAGUGAAUUGUCCAAGUCUAGACAGAAAAAUCAUGCUCUCAAGGCGGCGGAUCAGGGAGCCAGCUCCCUCCAUUCCCCUUUUGGCUUUCAGCCAGGAACCAAAGCCCAUGCUGCUGUCAAUCGAAAGGUAGCUUCUGCCCACGGCACGACCAACAAUAAGCAAAAACCCUCCCGCUCCCUUUCGCAUGACGACCUUGGGAAUCAUCGACUGACAACCUCCAAAAAAGUAGGAGACGAAGAAAACAAUAUUAAAGUGACUCCUCUGGCGGGGGCUCUAGCCACCCCACGGUCCAAGGGCAAAAAAGUUUUGAGUACAGCAGAUUUGCGAGGUAAUCAGGGAGCUGCGCAAUUGCCAGCAUUUGUGACUCCAAGGAGAGAUGCAAAAGGCAAAAGGCUCAAUGUAGAUGCUGCAGCCAUGUUCGCAAGCAGUGGCACAAAAAAUAUUCCCAAACGAACCAAAAGUGCGCAGGCUUCAUCAUCAAGACGACACUCUACAGCUACCAGUAGCAAAGGUCUUCCACCAAAGGUCAUCUCUUUGGAUGGAACCCCGAGCAAGGAGGACGUUGCUCUUGCAGCACAGCCGCCGUCCCUGUCGAACGCUCGCGCCCACAGUCUAGGCGAUAUGCCAUGGGAUCAAUCGAGUGGGUCUUCCAUUUUUAAUGGAGAAAAAAGUUUGCAAGGAUUCCAUGCAUCCGAAAUGACAAUCAAUACGAAAAAGGCAUGGGAUGCACUGGGCCCCCCACCAGACGAACAUGAAGCCUCAAUCUCCAUUCUAGAUGUUGAAAAGGCCCGCCCCGAAACAUCCGGUCACAACAGCGUUAGUAGCAAACGUAGUUCCAGCCGACAGGGUUCGAGCAGAAGCUUUGGUACCGGUGCAGGUGCUGGGAGCGCCAGUCUACUGGAUACAGU
This is a messenger RNA of Seminavis robusta, 1247 nucleotides long. NCBI's taxonomy places the organism in Eukaryota, Bacillariophyta, Bacillariophyceae, Naviculales, Naviculaceae. The record is from the annotation of a GenBank genome assembly.